GAGCUACUGAUGCAGGAAGUUUGCUCACUGAGCAAAAUGAGCACAGUACACCGGGAUCUGUUGGUUUUCCUGGACCUAAUGUUCAAAUAAAAGUGAUAGAUAUUGAAACUGAGGAAGUCUUAGAGGAAAAUAAAGUUGGGGAAAUACGUGUUAAAGUGCCCACCGUAAUGAAAGGCUACUAUAGGAAUCCUGAAGCAACCAAAAAAGCUUUCGAUUCUGAUGGUUGGUUACGCACCGGCGAUUUGGGAUAUUACGAUGCAAACGGAGAACUCUUCAUUGUUGAUAGAAUAUCUGAGUUUAUUAACUUUAGAGGAAGCAACAUUUUACCCGCGGAAAUCGAAACUGUUUUACUGACUCAUCCUGCGGUAUUCCAAGCAGCAGUAAUAGGAGUGCCUCAUGAAAUUGAUGAGCAACAUCCAAUGGCUAUUGUUUCUGUAGUGCCAGGUAAAACGGUAACAGAGCAAGAGCUUAUCAGUUUAGUGAAAAAGAGUUUGCGGAAUGACUGCAUGCUGCGGGGCGGCGUUAAAUUUAUUGACAACAUACCGUACACAAAUACUGGCAAAAUCGCUAGAAAACAGUUACGAGACAUGUUUUUACAUUAAGGUAUACUUAGUAGGCAUUAAAAACAAAAAUUCUAGCUAUUUCAACAAUUUACUACAUUCUAGAGAGAUGAUUGAACGAAUAACUGAUAACAUGUAUAAGUGCAAUAUAUAUAUAUAAAUGCAAAAUGUAUGAAAUAAAACAUUAAUAAAAAUAAUUAGAUCUAAAAGGCU
Messenger RNA from Wasmannia auropunctata (little fire ant), 773 nucleotides. Its product is annotated as luciferin 4-monooxygenase-like. The annotation marks the transcript as partial. Lineage: Eukaryota; Metazoa; Arthropoda; Insecta; Hymenoptera; Formicidae. The transcript has 3 exons. The record is from RefSeq and is a predicted model, not a curated record. Gene Ontology annotation, biological process: fatty-acyl-CoA biosynthetic process; long-chain fatty acid metabolic process. Gene Ontology annotation, molecular function: long-chain fatty acid-CoA ligase activity.